UUGAACUUAAUAAUAAUUUUAGCUUUAUGGGUUUUUGUUGUUGGAUGAGGAUGACUGUUUGUUAGAGGAGGAUGGAGACCAUGCAUAAUUUUUCCAUGCUUAUGAAUUUGUUGUUGGAUGAGGAUGACUGUUUGUUAGCUGCUUCUUUUUAAUUAGAAUUAGAAUUAGCAAGCAGCUUUGACUAUUAUUUUUCAUCAUCUAUCUAAUCUGCAAUAUUUUCUUCAAUUUGUAGGGGGAAAAAGAGAACAUGGCAGAAGAAGAAGAAGAAGAAGAAACAAAAGCUCUCAACUCUAUUCCAGAAAACAAGAAAAACAAGGAAAUAAAGUUCCGGGGCCGUCGCCUUUGUUCUGCUCACGGAGGUCUGCCACCUCUAUUGCCCCCAAAUUGCAUGCCCUUAAUAAUCAUUCAGAUUCCGGGGCAUGCAUCCUAGCACCAGACAGAUCUCACUCUUAUCCUCCUUCGGGUUCACAGGAAUAUUCACUGCUAUUUUUAUCAAGCCACUUGUGGGAGUAAUGAACUUUCUGCUGACUAUGGAACCAUAUGUUACCUAUGGUGAAUAUUCUGCACCCUAGAAUAUUUUCUUUCCCUCAAUCCUUUUGCUUUUGAUUAAGAAGAUAAAAGCAGGAAUCCUUAAAGCAUAUGACAUCUUACAAUUAGUUGAAGAACAAAAUCAAUUCAUGAAGAAGAUUGAAACAGAAACCCAAAAUGAAGUCUUGAAGAACAAAAUACCCUCUUUCACCAAUUUGAAAGGACUGUGGUGAAAGAAUUGUAUUUAGUGUAUUUGUGAAUCUUGGUGUGGAGCCCUUGUGAAACAAAAAAUCAAAGGAACAUUUCAGUCAAGAGAAACAAAAAAUGAUGUAUUGUGUUCUUGGACCGAACAUUGAAGAGAGGUAUAGUACCUAGAGGUAGAGGAUUGUGCCAAGAGAGAAUGUGAAUGAGAGAGAGAGUGCUAAAUUUCAUAUGUCAGUUUCUCAAAUGAGCCAAAAAGUCCCCUACACUUGAUAACUACCUCCUAUUUAUAGAGCUUGGGUACUACCUAUUGGGCCAAUUGGGCCUCCGAAGUCAAGGCCCAUCUGAAGGCCAGGGCCCCGCCUCAGGGCGGGAUACAUGCUGGGCGUUGCCCCUCUAGGGGCUCGCCCAGUCCACUAGUCCACAAGACACCGAGCUCGAGGUACGAGAGCUAAGGGUGUCUUUUAAAUGCUUUUACAUAUGUCUUACAGUACACCGGAAUCUGCACUGCCAACAUGGCUUGAGAAAAGAGAAGUAAACUAUAUCGCCAACAUGGCGUGAGCAAAAGGAAACUUGCAUUUUCAGUUACCCAGUCCACUGACUUGACGAGCAACCCGAGCUGGCAAGUCCACUAGUCCACAAGCGGCGAGAACGAUUACUUCGUAUUGGCGAUAAGUUGGAGCAGGUGUAUGAUCGUUCGACGGCGGGAAAGGUGGCGGGCAUGGGUCAUGUGCUGAUCAUUCAAUCAUUGACUGGCGGUAACCCCGGCGAGCGACUGAACUUUGUUGUUGGUGUCACCUGUCAGGCGAUGGUGUUUGAUCUUUAUAGUGGCGAGGCUUUUCGCGCUUUCCCUUAUUUUAAAACCCUUUCAAAUCCCUAUCUGCCCCCCCGUGACUGCCCCACGUGACGCGUCGGUUACAUCAAUUUCCCUCUUUCUCCGGAACCGUCACUUCACCUUUCAUAACCGUCCCAUCGUGCGCAGUAACCCCCCAUUGCACGCGACCCACCUCCCCAAAACCAUCAUGACUUCCAACCUUCCACACGCGUCCAACACGCGUCACCCUUCCAGCUUCCCCCCUUCUCCUAUAAAAACCCUUCUUCCCCACAGUCAUCCCUUUCCGAGACCCCUCUUUACCUCCCUAAUCGCUUACCAAACUCCCUCUGCCCACUUCCGCUCCGGAGCCGUCGCUUAUCACCCUUUCCGUUACCCACUCUUCACAUCCUACUCCGGUGAGUCCCACUGUCCUUAUCUUUGCAUCAUACACAUACUCAUCUUUUCCUUUCUUUCACUUUACUGUCUUCUAAAAAUGGCUUCAAGCCCUACCUCCCCUAACCACUCCUCUUCUUCCUCCGAAAGCGACCCUGAUGCCACCGCCGCCGGCGGCCUCCGUUUAGAGGUCCCGGAGAUCCCACCUUACCGACUAAAAACCUACGCCACUCUGCCCCUUCCAGUCCAAAUAGCCCCCACUCACGAGGCUAUAGACCAACCUUCUAUUUUCCAGAAUAGCGAUCUCAUCGUGCAGUUCGUGAACUCCCUGGGUGGUUUGUCUCAUGACGAUGAGUUUAACGCCAAACUCAGGAUCUGGAUUUGCAGUCCUGAGGACCGCCCCUGGCUUCAUAAGCCAGACGGCGACGUAAAGAGAUCCCAUUUUUUCUUUGCGUAUGAAUACAUGUUUAGCGAGCUUGGAAUCAGGCUUCCUUUCUCGCCCUUUGUCCAAACCGUCCUCCGCGACAUCAACGCGGCUCCCUGCCAACUCCACCCUAACGCCUGGGCCUUCAUUCGGUGUUUUGAAAUCUUAAGCGCCGCUGUCGGCAUCGCCCCAUCCCCCACCAGUUUCUUCUACCUCUACGACGUCGACCCCAAGUCCAUCAAAAACAAAGGAUGGAUUUCCUUGAAGGCCCGAGCCGGCCGGAAGUGCUUGCAUCCUCACAAAAGUAACGCGAAGUCCUCCUUCGCACGGAAGUACUUCCGUGUGGCGGUUCAUCCCGCAUCCAACCCUGGCGCUCAGCCCACCACUGCUGCUGCGCCUAAAGGCAAAAAUGUCACUGAAGCCUCCGUCGCCGCGGCUAUCGAGCCAACCACCGUACCAGCUUCUACUCCUGCCACCGUCGUGGGUUCGGUCCCCACAGACGGCGCCAAAUGUUCUUGGACCGAACAUUGAAGAGAGGUAUAGUACCUAGAGGUAGAGGAUUGUGCUAAGAGAGAAUGUGAAUGAGAGAGAGAGUGCUAAAUUUCAUAUGUCAGUUUCUCAAAUGAGCCAAAAAGUCCCCUACACUUGAUAACUACCUCCUAUUUAUAGAGCUUGGGUACUACCUAUUGGGCCAAUUGGGCCUCCGAGGUCAAGGCCCAUCUGAAGGCCAGGGCCCCGCCUCAGGGCGGGAUACAUGCUGGGCGUUGCCUCUCUAGGGGCUCGCCCAGUCCAUAUUGCCCCAUAUGUGCGCACCCCAGCAAAUUAUCUAUAUAUGUAAGAAAAAAACAAAAUAAUUCUCUCACCCAAAAUAAUUGUGGUUACUUCACCAAUAAACUUAUACUAACAAUCAAUUUAAAUUGAACUUAAGGAAAUAUAUAGAGUAAAGUAAGAUAAGUCACCUAAUUGGCAUACUAAAACAUGAGUAUAUGCAAAACUAAUGAGUUUGAGGAAAACAUGAACCAACCUUAAGAAUGAGCUAACCAUACUCAUGAAGAUUAAAUGUGAGCUCUUCAUAUGCUUUCAUCAAUUUGACUGACCUGUGCAUCAUUAAAAAAAAAUAGUAAGUUGUGCAUCAUUCACAUACAGUGCAAAUAGUAUGCUUAUACACACAGCUCAAACAUGAUGAACAAAAACGUGCAAAAUUUGAGAAAUGAAUAUAAAUUCAGGCUAUCCUAAGUUUUGAAAUUUCUAUAAAUUAUACCAAAAUCUGGUUUAGAAUGACUUCAAACGCAUGGAUUUCUACAAACUAUACUAAAAUCUGGUUUAAAAAAAUACAAAAGCGGAAGUAGAACAAUAGAAAAAACAUUACGUCUUCAACAAUGAUUCGUUAAAGGGUCUAUGCAAAAAUUUGUAAACUUUUGGAUCAAAACACACAAAAUAUGUGAAAUUUAAGAAUCUAGGAUUGAAUUACGAACAAAGGAUAAACUGAAAUAACACAAACCAUCAAUCACAACAUGAUAAACUCUUCUUCACGUAACAUCAUCUUACAGCAUACCUCUGUCGUGAUCGCGACAUGUGGCAGAGGUAGAAAUAGCAACUAUCAAAUCUCUGCGUGUCUAUGGUAGCUUUGUGGACCCUCAGCACCAAAUCAACUCCCUUUUCUUAGAAUUAGCAUUAAAUAAAUAAUAAGAUAAAUUAAGAUAAAAUCAAGAAAUAAACAACCUAAAUCCUAAUUAAAUCUAAACUUUAAAAAGGUACUAAAUAAAGAUAGAUAAAAACUACCAAAAUCUAGCAUAUCACAAUAAAAAACUCAUAAAAUCCUGAAUUAAAUAAAAAUAUGAAAAUUAAAUAAAAAUACCAUAAAAAUUCAUUUAUACUCUAAAUGUAACUCAAAAAUAAAAUAAAAUAUUUCAUGAAAUUAAAAUUAAAUAAAUAAUAAAUAAGGAUAGAUAAAAACUAUCAAAAUCUAGCAAAUCACAAUAAAAACUCAUAAAAUCC
Molecule: messenger RNA, 4358 nt
Organism: Lotus japonicus
Lineage: Eukaryota; Viridiplantae; Streptophyta; Magnoliopsida; Fabales; Fabaceae
Exons: 4
Coding region: 1752-2891 (379 amino acids)
Biological process (GO): maturation of LSU-rRNA from tricistronic rRNA transcript (SSU-rRNA, 5.8S rRNA, LSU-rRNA)
Cellular component (GO): cytosolic large ribosomal subunit
Molecular function (GO): RNA binding; structural constituent of ribosome
Source: RefSeq, a predicted model, not a curated record